Messenger RNA from Durusdinium trenchii, 1392 nucleotides. The record is from the annotation of a GenBank genome assembly. NCBI's taxonomy places the organism in Eukaryota, Dinophyceae, Suessiales, Symbiodiniaceae.
AUGCACCCUGGAUGGGGUGGACGACCAGGAUAUGACCCACGACUCUCCGGCUUCAUGGUCCCACCGAUUCCGCCCGUGCCGGGCAUUCCUGUGGCUCCACCAUCCAUUGCAGCGCCCAUCCCGGUCAUGCUCCCGAGCCCCCCCGGAGUGCCCCUCGCGGCCACGCCCACUGUGGUGCCACCGAGCUUCACAGCGACCGGCCGCCCAACAGCUUCACCCCACAUGUCCACAGCCACACCGAACAUGUCCACACCAGCGGCGUCCGCAAGUGCCAAAGAUCGCACGGAGUCGCGGCCGGAGCCGUCCACCUUUGAGACGCUCCAUGAGGCUCAAAGACGUGCUGAGGAGGCGCGAAGCAACAUGGAGGAGGAGCAAAGGAAGGCACGGCAAGACGGAGCUUCCGGUGGUCCUGGUCCAGGCGAUGAACGCCCGCCUCCCACGGAGGAGGAUCUCCAGCAGCUGCAGGUGUGGCUGGCGAAAUUCCCCCUCGACACCAAGGCGCUCCAGGCCUUGGAAGCCCUGGAUCCACGCGACGCGGUCAAAGCGCUGCAGGAGCUGGAGCAAAAGGGCCCCGGGAUCCGAAAUCCUUCCGCCUGGAUCUGCAAGACCGCGCAGAACCUUCGAGAGAGGUAUGGUGGCAAAGCUCCACCAGAGGAGAAGCCGAACGAGAAGAAAGAGCUGGACAUUGUGGAUCACUAUGGUGCGUUAGAAGUUGCAGAAGAUGCGGAUGAGAAAGAAAUCAAGAAGGCCUACAGGAAGUUGGUGCUCAAGUGGCAUCCGGAUAAGCAUCCGGAAGGCCGUGAAGAAGCCGAAGAAAAGAUUCGUGCUAUCAACAACGCCUAUGAGACCUUGAGCAAUGCCACGAAGCGUGCCACCUAUGACGCUCAACGUCAGGCCUUGCUUCGGCAGCAGCGGGGCCACGGACCCGACCUGCAGGGCGCGCCACGUCAGAGAAUCCCACGAGAGUUCAUGCUCCAACCCAUUGGGUAUCCCGACAAGUUUGUGCGCUACGCCUCUGAACGGGCGAUGUCCCAAUGCGAGGUGACCAGCCGGGCGGACGCUCGCCUCGAUGGGAAGAGUGGUUUGGAUCAGUUCGUGCCCUUCUUCCGGGCUGCGAAGCUCUCGCUCUGGUGGUUGCCCGACGUCAACAACAUGUGCCGCAUCCGGGCGCUGGAAGCUCGCACGCGGUCGAGCGCCGGCGAGAAGGUGGUGGCCGGACGGCCUGGAGGUUUCAACCUGGGCUUCGAGAUCGAAGUCCACCCCGCUCAGAGUGCAUUUUUGCACGUGACUGUCGGUCUGUGGUCCGUUCGUCGGUUUGGUUUAUCAUCUGUGAGCUUGGUGAGGUUUGUGGCAGUCUCCUUUAGGAGACAGGUCCGACAGGUCAGUUUUUGA